This is a messenger RNA of Oncorhynchus mykiss (rainbow trout), 3468 nucleotides long. It is a transcript of the gene mboat2b, whose product is annotated as membrane bound O-acyltransferase domain containing 2b. Gene Ontology annotation, molecular function: acyltransferase activity. Gene Ontology annotation, biological process: lipid modification. NCBI's taxonomy places the organism in Eukaryota, Metazoa, Chordata, Actinopteri, Salmoniformes, Salmonidae. Gene Ontology annotation, cellular component: membrane. The record is from RefSeq and is a predicted model, not a curated record.
UCUUAUUUUGCGUUCAGUGUGCGCGGAAGCAGAGCUUCAUAUUGAGCACCUGCGCUUAAUAUAACAUUUUAGUAUGCUAUUUAUAAAGACAAAAAGUUACAUUUUGGACUACAAUAGAAAUUGAAAUAACGUGAAUAAAAAGUAGCCUAUUUCAACUGGAAACGGAGAAUUAAAGACCCAUUUAUACUUUUUAGACUUAAUUCAGUGGCACCAACGCCUAUUUAGUCCAGCCUAUAUGGUGCUGACAUUGUCACAAACCAUUGUCUAAAGCGGGGAUGAACCGAAUCCUUCCCCGCCCAAAUGAUGGUUGAUUUGGGAAGUAUUUCCGCCUAGAAGGUGCUGUAGAGCAACCGACAGCCAGUAGUGGCCAGCAGCAAACAGCAGCUACAGCGGUGGAUGUAGGAUCAGAGUCGGGGCGAAUCGGGGAUCCACUGUCAGAGGGGAAGGGGAGCAGAGGGACUCUCAACACUCACUGAAUCAUGGCUACUGAAACAGUGUCACCGGCAUGCACUGGAUCCAGUUUGCUGCAACCCAUAAGCGAAAUCAUCAAUCUCCCUCUCGACCAGGUGAACUUUGUUGUGUGCCAGCUGUUUGCCCUGUUGACAGCCUUCGGGUUCCGUCUCUAUCUCCAUCCCAGUAAGACCAGUCCCUUUGUCAGACAUGUGGUGGCCACGCUACUGGGAUUCUACUUUGCUCUCUUCUGUUUCGGCUGGUAUGCUCUCCACUUUCUGGUUCAGAGUGGGCUCACCUAUGGCAUCAUGAUCCUAACAGGAGUGGAACACAUGCACAAAUACUGUUUGGUGGUGGCCCUGGGGUAUCUAAGCUUCUGCCAGAUCACGCGUGUGUACGUCUUCGACUAUGGCAUGUACUCUGCUGACUUCACAGGGCCUAUGAUGGUGAUAACACAGAAGAUCACCAGCUUGACGUUUGAAAUCCACGAUGGAAUGUGCCGGAAAGAGGAGCAGCUGACUCCAAAUCAGAAAAUCCUGGCUAUAAAGAGAAUGCCCAGUCUGCUUGAGUACUUCAGCUACAACUGCAACUUCAUGGGCAUCCUGGCCGGCCCCACCUGCUCUUACAACGAUUACAUCGCCUUCAUUGAGGGUACGCCCUGCCGUCGCCAUAGAGACCAGCAGACAAAUGGGAAGGCCAAUGGCAGGCACAAACAAGCGGACCCCUCCCCAAACAUUGAAGUCGUCCGUAAACUGGCCACCUGUUUCUUCUCCCUCAUGGUUUUCCUGUCCGUGUGUAAAGUGUUCCCUGUGGAACGGAACAUCGACGACGACUUCAUCGCCACCACGCCCUUCUACGCCCAGGUGGUCUACCUCUACCUGUCCAUGCUGACCACCCGGCCCAAGUACUACUUCGUCUGGACACUGGCCGAUGCCAUCAACAACGCAGCAGGCUUUGGGUUCAACGGAUACACCAGCGACGGCUCACCACGUUGGGAUCUCAUCUCCAAUCUGAGGAUAACGGACAUUGAGUUUGCCACCAGCUUUAAGAUGUUCCUCGACAACUGGAAUAUACAGACGGCACAUUGGCUCAAAAGGGUGUGUUACGAGCGCUGUCCCUACAACCCCACGGCGGCUACCUUCAUCCUGUCGGCCAUGUGGCACGGAGCCUAUCCUGGUUACUACCUCACCUUCCUCACCGGCAUUGUGGUCACACUGGCUGCACGCGCCAUGAGACACAACGUGAGGCCACACUUUCUGGGCUCGCCGUCACACAAGCUAGUGUACGAUGUGAUCACGUGGGCGGGCACCCAGAUUGCCAUUUGUUACACUGUGGUGCCUUUUGUGCUGCUGUCUGUCGGGCCCUCUAUGAAGUUCUACAGGUCCUGGUACUUCAGCGUCCACAUCGGCUGUGUUCUCCUGGCCGUAGCCCUGCCAGUCAAGCCCCGACACCUGCGCCUGAAAGAGCAGCAGAAAGGCCUGCAUCUGGCCCCCAUCCUCUCCCACCUGGACUCCACCUCCACAGACAGCAACUGCAACCAGAAGACCAAGGCCACAUGAAGCAGAACCAGACCAGCUAACGGUGGACACACAGAGAGACUAGCACCGAGGACUGCAGGGGACUGUCCAACACUGUAUUAAAUCCACUUAUAAAGAGAGAGAGCGAGGUGGAUAGAGGAGUAGAUUCUAACAAACAAACUCUGACAAACCUGACCAACCUGCCUCUGUUUGUCUCUGUUUUGGAGUGGGAUGAUGAUUCUCAUUCAGUCACAUGGCACUGAGACUGAGCAGCAACCACACCAUGGAGGGUAGGAUGUAUGGCUUUGGGAUAUGUCCAAAAUGGCACCCUAUUCCCUAUUUAGUGCACUUCAAAGGGAAUAGGGUGCCAUUUGGGAUGCAACUCUACUGUAUUAUGAUGAUUUGUGUCUGGGGUGGAGUGGGAUGGAUGGGUCCCGGUGAUGAAAUGCCAGUAUUGUACUAUUACUGUAUUAUGGGAGUAUGCAGACUUGCCUUAUACCCUUUGUCUCUUUCUCCACAAUCUUUUUUUUCAGCUUUUGUGUAUCCUUCUCACAUUGGAUAUUGUCUGGGCUGUGUUUCUCACUUGAGGUGAACAGGUUUUAGUAUCAGGUGGGCGAGAUUGAAGUGUUCUCUCAGUUAACGGUGACAAAUUAGUGUUUUAGUCCUGGUGAAAAGCAAAUGUAAGUUAACUUCUCUAUGAUACAGGAAGUUAGAAGAAUUAAAGAGAAGGAAAACAAGAUGGCAGCGUCCUCAAUGUCUUUUUACAUGAUAUGAUUCAUAGUCUCAACAUGGAAUGUGUACAAAUUGCACCCCUUUCCCUACAUACAGCAGUACAGUUAUUUUGACCAAAGCCCUAAGGGCCCUGGUCAAAAGUAGUGCACUAUUUAGGGAUAUGGUGACAUCCAAGGACCUACUCCAGACUGUUUGCUUUUACUGAGUGAUGUUAUGGGCUGACUUCAAUGCCACUGCUGUUUUAUUCAGUUAAGUCAUUGUAUGCUUUUUACAUAACGGCACCAAGAGUAGUUACUAACUCCUACUUAUUCAUGAUUUAAGUGUGUCAGUAGUGUGAGAGGCAAGAUGGUGUAGUAUUUCCAUGUGUAGAGGUCAAUGUUUUGUCAUUUCAUGUACUUGUUAUUUAUGCGAUUCCAAUGGACUUGUGGUAUGUUCGACAAAGGUGAAAAGGUGGUGUUAAGGUAAGAAAAUCAACCUGUUAAGUUGGAGGUGAAAGGGACAACAUUACAGUAUUUAUGAACACUCCUCUUCUUCAGACAGUUCUGAUUCUAUUUUCAUUGCAGGGGGAAGUGAAAACUAAACCUACUUCUUCUUGAGUCUAUUGUGAGUUAACUAUGGUAAUUGUGAGAAACCUUUUCUUGGGGCCCUGGUGAAAGGAGAAUGGUGCGCUCAUCCUAACCCCUCAGCCAACCGCGCUACUUGUUCAUGUGGAUGAUGUGGAUGGUUUGUUUUUGUAUAUGAUGUGAUUAAAAGAUUGAUCUUUUCGCAA